UGCCAUCGCUAAUAGCAACAGCAACAAUCGUGACGACAUUGCUAUUUUUGUUUUGAGUUUCACCACGGCGAGAAAGAAUGUCGGACCUUGCUUACCUGGACACGUUGGGCAACAAGGAGCUGCUGGCCAAGUGCCUGCAACACGGCCUGCCCGGAGUUCCCGUAACGGACAGCACGCGCAGCGUCAUCAUUCGCCGGCUGAAGGCCGCUAUCACCGGGGUUCCGCUGAACAAAAGCAAAUCUGCAAGUAAGAAAGCGACUCCAAGGCGUGAAACUGUACAUGGUAGCCAGGUUGCUACGCCCACAUCGGAGCCAGUACGUCGCACGCCCGGCAGAAGUGCAGGCCACACCAGCAGCAACAAUAACAGGAUCAGCGAGCACAGUCGACGCACAAUCGCCUAUGGACUAGACAACACCUCAAUCUCGGGAAGAUCUGUGCAGACUACAACCACGGUCUCGGAUGUGGGCUCCCAGUCGGAGGAUGAUGACUACUACAUGGUGGACUCACCGGGGCUUAAGUACGCCCGCGACCAACAGCCAAGACGCUCCGUUUCUCUAACCAAAUCCGGAGUUUUGACCACAUCGUACACACGCGAAGUCGACCAGCCGCUAUACGAACAGGAGGAUAUACCACGCAGCUACACCUACGAAAGACCCCAUGUGCCAGCCGCUACUCCACAUACACUUCCGACAUACGAGCCACGCAUCGAACCCUCAACCUACAGACGCACAGAUUUGGGUUUCGAGCGUCCUCUGUUGACCCAAUCCAACUUAAACUCGACCAGCUACCAGGAGGCAUCGUCAUUCAAUCCAAAACUAUCACCCGUUUCGCCAAGAAACACUUUCAGCGGAUCUGCUAGACCUUUUGGUGGCCCAGCACCAGCUUCGGCACCCAUUCGCCAGCGACAGAGUGUUCCAGUAAGUGGAUCCAAUCUGGCCCGUGGUCGCCUUCUCCAGCCGACCACCGCAGUAAACACCCUAUAUCCGCAGCUGAAUCAGUUCUACGAUCAGCCAGACACCGCAGGCGAACCCAUGGACACGGAGAGCGAGUCCGAAGUUGAGGAGCCGCCCAUCAGAAGUCAUUUCCAAAACAAGCGCUUCUCGCCGCAGGCCAGAAAACCUCUGGUAAGACACCAAGAUCAGGUUUCGCCCAUGGCGCAGUUCCGUGCACUGGCUGUGUCGUUGGAUCAAAAAUAUAAUCUCAAAUUCUACCUAAUAUUGGUAGUGUCAGUGAUGCUGGCCACCAUGGUAUACGUGAUAAUGACGCCCAACGCCUGAGAAGCGUUCAUA
This is a messenger RNA of Drosophila teissieri, 1289 nucleotides long. Its product is annotated as LEM domain-containing protein Bocksbeutel. The coding region runs from base 78 to 1277 and encodes 399 amino acids. The record is from RefSeq and is a predicted model, not a curated record. The transcript has a single exon. Lineage: Eukaryota; Metazoa; Arthropoda; Insecta; Diptera; Drosophilidae.